AGUAACAGACUGAAGGAUGUUUUUCAUCGACGUUUAGUUUUGGACAGGGCUGAGGAUGAAAAGAGUGAUAGAAAUUCACAAUAUGGAAGGAGAGGCGAAGAGAUGGAGAAGAGGAUCUCCAGAACCCAGCAAUGUGUCACUGAGCAGUCUUCUCCUUCCACAGCCUGACUUCAGUGAUGGCUCAUUGCCUUCUGACCCCAGUAUGGAGAGAGAUGCUCAGUCCAAAUCCAGUCCUGCUGGUUCUCCUCCCCGCAGCACUGUUGAUUUGCUCAAGGAGAGACACAAAACAAGCAUGAAGAGCAAGUAUGAGUGCUUAUUUGAGGGAAUUCAAUUACAAGAGAAUAAAACCUUCCUGAACAGCAUUUACACACAGCUCUACAUCAGAGAGGGAGAGAGUGAAAGGGUGAAUGAAGAACAUGAGAUCUUACAGAAGGAUUUGCAAAAUUACAAGAUGCUCCAAGAGACUCCAAUUGACUGCAACGACAUCUUUAAACUUCUGCCAGGAUGUGAAAAGCAGAAAAAAGUCCAAAUCAAGACUGUUCUUACUAGCGGCAUCGCUGGAAUUGGAAAAUCAGUCUGUGUGCAGAAGUUCAUUUUGGACUGGGCUGAGGGAAAAGCCAAUCAGGAUGUAGAUCUCAUGUUUGUGCUUUCAUUUCGAGAGCUGAACUUGUUUAAAGAUCACCAGUACAGUCUUCACAAACUUCUGGUGGAAUUUUAUCCUGAACUUCAAGAUCUGGACUCAAAGAUUCUUGAGGAGUGUAAAGUUGUGUUUAUCUUUGAUGGUCUGGAUGAAAGCAGAAUUACACUGAUGUUUUCAGAAAAUGAGAGCGUUUCUGAUGUGAAUGAGUCUUCAUCAGUUGGUGCGUUGAUGUCUAAUCUCAUCAGAGGAGAGCUGCUUCCCAAUGCUCUCAUCUGGAUCACCUCCAGACCAGCAGCAACCAGUCUGAUCCCCUCCAAAUACAUCAACCGUCUGACAGAAAUUGAAGGAUUCAAUGAAUCUCAGAAGGAGGAAUAUUUCAGAAAGAGAAUCACUGAUGAGCAUCAAGCCAGCAGAAUCAUCUCACACAUUAAAAGAUUAAGAAGCCUCCACAUCAUGUGUCACAUACCCGUCUUCUGCUGGAUCUCAUCCACUGUCCUUCAAAACAUCCUGAAACAAAAUAACAGUGCAGAAAUCCCUAAAACUCUGACUGAGAUGUACAUCCACUUCCUGCUCACUCAGAUGAACAUGAGUUAUCAGAAGUAUGAAGAGAGAUCCAGUGGGAGAAAUCCAGAGGAGCUCCUGCAGUUCAACAAAGACAAGAUUGUGAAACUUGCUGGACUGGCUUUCAAGCAGCUAAAGAAGGGCAAUGUGUUGUUCUAUGAGGAGGACCUGAGAGAGAGCGGCAUAGAUGCCACUGACAUCCCAGUGUAUUCUGGGAUUUGCACCGAGAUCUUUAAGGAGGAAUCUGUGAUUCAUCAGAGGAAAAUCUACUGCUUUAUACAUCUGAGUUUUCAGGAGUUUCUUGCUGCGUUUUAUGUUUUCUACAGCUUUAUAAAUGACACUUCAGAUGCUGUGAAAGUGUUUGAUUUGCUUCCAAAUUUUCAGAAAGGAGCGAUAGAUGUGGUUCUUCGGACUGAGAAUGGACACCUGGAUCUUUUCUUGCGGUUCCUGCUGGGCAUCUCGCUGGAGUCCAAUCAGAGUCUCCUACAGGGUCUGCUGACAAACACAGAGAAGAGCUCUGAGAGCAUCAGGACAACAGCAGCUUACAUUAAAGACAAAAUCAAACAGGAACAAGGUCUCUCGGCUGACAGAUCCAUCAACCUUCUUCUCUGCUUGCUGGAGAUGAAUGAUCAGACUCUGGUUAGAGAGAUUCUGGAGUUUAUGAAAUCAGACAAAGACUCACAGAAUAAACUCUCUCCGUCUCACUGCUCAGCGAUCGCCUACAUGCUCCAGAUGUCAGACGAAGCUCUAGAGGAGCUGGACCUCAAGAAAUACAACACAUCAGAUGAGGGCAGAAGGAGACUGGUACCGGCUGUGAUGAACUGCAGAAAAGCAAAUCUUGCCUGCUGUAAUCUCACAGAUCAGUGCUGUGAAAUCGUGGUGUCAGCUUUACAAUCAUCAAACUCGCCCCUCAGAGAGCUGGACCUGAGUAACAAUGACCUGCAGGAUGCUGGUGUGAAGCUCAUUUGUGCUGGUCUGAAGAGUCCAAACUGUGGGCUGGAGAUACUGAGUCUUGCCUGCUGUAAUCUCACAGAUCAGUGCUGUGAAAUCGUGGUGUCAGCUUUACAAUCAUCAAACUCGCCCCUCAGAGAGCUGGACCUGAGUAACAAUGACCUGCAGGAUGCUGGUGUGAAGCUCAUUUGUGCUGGUCUGAAGAGUCCAAACUGUGGGCUGGAGAUACUGAGGUUAUCUGGUUGUAUGGUGACAGAGGAAGGCUGUUGUAAUCUGGCUUCAGCUCUCAAUUCAGACACUUCACACCUGAGAGUGCUGGAUCUGAGCUACAAUCACCCAGGAGAAGCAGGAGUCGAGAUGUUUUCUGCUUUGUUAGAAAAUCCAGACUGCAAACUGGAGAAACUCAAUUCAGACCAUUUUGGAGAUUUCAGGAUCAAACCAGGACUACAAAAAUAUGCCUGUGAUCUUACGCUGGAUCCAAACACUGCAUACCCUCAUCUCGCUCUGUCUGAGGGGAACAGAAAGGCAACACAUGUGGAAGAAGAGCAGCCAUAUCCUGAUCAUCCAGACAGAUUUGAACACCAGGAGCAGGUUCUGUGUAGAGAAACUCUGUCUGAACGCUGUUACUGGGAGGUUGAAUGGAGUGGGGGGGCUUAUGCUGCAGUGACAUAUAAAGAAAAUAAAGGGAAAAAAAGAGGGAAUGACUGUAGAUUUGGGUGGAAUGAUAAGUCCUGGAGUCUUUUCUGUACCCCUGAUGGAUAUAGCGCCUGGCACGAUAACAAGAAAACAGAUGCCAAUUUCCCAUCAAAACCCUCAAACAGAGUAGCAGUGUAUCUGGACAGGCUGGCCGGCACUGUGUCCUUUUACGACGUCUCUGACAUACAUACUCUCGCACAUAUAUAUACAUUUAAAACCAAGUUCACUGAACCACUCUACGCUGGGUUUGCAGUUUAUGGUUCAGUGUUUCUAUAUCAGCGUGAACAGCCUCCUAUCAUUACCAAAAGUAACUAACUAAUUUAGUAAUUGCAAUUUAAUGUAACUGUAGCAAAAGUUUAUUUUCUUGUAUAUUCAGAUUAUGAGAGCAGUUAAUCUAGAUGACUGUUUGUCAGUGGGCAAAAAAUGGCUAUGCUUUAAAAUUGUUUAUUGUAUGUAUAUAUGUAUAUGUGUGUGUAUUUGUAUAUAUAUAUAUGAUAUGUAAUGAGCCAGAGUUAGGUUUUCCCCAAAUAUCAGCGUGAUAUCUAAAUGAGGGCAUCACAUGAAAUAUGGUGGAAUACAUAUCCCACCUUCUAAAUAAAAGAGCAAAUCAUGAAUUGAAGUCACUGGCUGCAUCCGAAAUCGCAUACUCUCUUGAGUAGGUACACACAACAGCAAAAAGAGUAGGAAUGUGUGUAGUAGUGUCAAUGUAAUCUGGACCUACUACAUUUGCCAUGUUGUCAUUGUCACAUGACAUCUUCUCCCGUGGCCUCAUGGGAUAGUAAAGCAUCCAUUGUAUGCACACUUCAGAAUCACGUCGGAAGUAGAAGGUGAUCUGGGUCAUUUUUGCCUACAUACUUCUUUUGUCACAUACUGUUUUUCGUCUACUAUACAGUAGGGGAGUAUGCAAAUACAGAUGCAGCCACUGACUAGAAACUCCUGUUGCCAUAGAAACAGUCAGUGUCCUGAGAUGCCCGUUUAGGACUACACUUGCACAUUGGCUGGACCAUCCCGAAAUAUAAGCUUUUUUUUAAAUGACAUUUGAGCACAAGAAACAAUUUAUGGGACAGUUAUUUUCAGAUUUUGCUGCUGAAGUAUGUUAUUUAAAUUUGACAUUAUUUAAAAACAUUUAAAAUAUUUUAU
Messenger RNA from Sinocyclocheilus grahami, 3988 nucleotides. Its product is annotated as NACHT, LRR and PYD domains-containing protein 3-like. Gene Ontology annotation, molecular function: protein binding. The transcript is spliced from 8 exons. The record is from RefSeq and is a predicted model, not a curated record. Bases 56 to 3163 code for a protein of 1035 amino acids. NCBI's taxonomy places the organism in Eukaryota, Metazoa, Chordata, Actinopteri, Cypriniformes, Cyprinidae.